AUGUCUCGCUAUACUCAAUUGUUGCUCAUCGCCUUUAUUGCUCUCUUCUUCGUCCAACUUAACGAAGCGCUGCCCGCGCCAGAAUCCUCCCUUGAAGCCCGAUGGGAACAACCUUAUUACUAUUGCUGUUACUACUACUACAAGAGUGACAAACGAGGUCUUGAACGGCGCUGGGAAAACAAAUGCGAAGAAUACCAACCGAGCAAGAGAAAUUUGGCUGAACGAAAUGACGAAUUGGAGAAGAGAUGGGGCAAGCCCGAUUACUACUGCUGUUAUUAUUACUAUGAUCAAAACUCUAAGAAACGUGACUUAGACGAACGCAACAACAACUUGGAAGCCCGCUGGAAUAAUAACUGCAAGGUCUACAAGAAUAAUAGUAAGAGAGACAAUGAGAAAAGAUGGGAUCAAUGUGAACCACAGAAACGUGGUCUAGAGAAGAGAUGGGACCCAUACUGUUGUUGUUAUGAAUAUUAA
Molecule: messenger RNA, 474 nt
Organism: Paraglomus occultum
Lineage: Eukaryota; Fungi; Glomeromycota; Glomeromycetes; Paraglomerales; Paraglomeraceae
Source: the annotation of a GenBank genome assembly